AUGUUGGACAGCUACAUCCCUCCAGGAUCAUCCCAGUCGGACGUUGCCAUUAUCGAGCCCAAGGUGGAAAAGCCGGGUCCGGUGAGCAUCCGGGAACGACUUCGUCAUUUCACCUGGGCCUGGUAUACCUUAACCAUGAGCGCGGGUGGGCUGGCGCUUCUCAUUGCCAGCCAACCCAAUGCCUUUCCCGGCUUGAAAGAAAUCGGGUUAGCGGUCUACAUCAUCAAUCUUCUUUUCUUUGCUGGGGUUUGUUCCACAAUGGCCACGAGGUUCAUCCUCCACGGUGGAUUCCUUGAUUCUCUGCGUCACGACCGCGAAGGUCUCUUCUUCCCGACUUUCUGGCUGUCUAUUGCCACCAUGAUCACCGGCCUAUACCGAUACUUCGGCGAGGGAGCUGAUAUCUCGUUCAUAAUCGCCCUGGAGGUGUUGUUUUGGAUCUACUGCGUCUGUACUCUAGCGACUGCCGUCAUCCAAUACUCGUUCGUCUUCUCCUCCCAUAAGUAUGGCCUUCAAAGCAUGAUGCCUUCCUGGAUUCUUCCAGCCUUCCCCAUCAUGCUUAGCGGCACCAUCGCUUCCGUCAUCGCCGAACAACAGCCUGCCCGCUCCGCCGUCUCCAUGGUCCUCGCCGGCAUUACCUUCCAGGGGUUGGGAUUCUCCAUCAGCUUUAUGAUGUAUGCACACUACAUUGGUCGAUUGAUGGAAAGCGGGCUGCCCAGUAGCGAGCACCGCCCCGGCAUGUUUAUUUGCGUCGGACCCCCCGCUUUCACGGCUCUGGCUCUCGUCGGCAUGGCCAAGGGUCUGCCCGAGGAUUUCCAAGUGUGGGAUCAAGAAUAUGCCAUCGCCGAGGCACAUGUUAUCGAGCUGCUUGCCAUCGUCUGCGGUGUAUUCCUCUGGGCCCUCAGUCUAUGGUUCUUCUGCAUUGCUAUCGUGGCCGUCAUUCGCUCCCCGCCCAAGGCCUUCCACCUCAACUGGUGGGCCAUGGUCUUCCCCAACACCGGAUUCACCCUGGCGACUAUCACUCUUGCCAACGCACUGAACAGCCCCGGCAUCAAGUGGUUCGGCACCGCCAUGUCGAUCUGCAUCGUCUGCAUGUUCCUCUUUGUUCUGGUCAGCAAUGUUCGGGCUGUUCUUCGAAAAGACAUCAUGUUCCCCGGCAAGGAUGAGGAUGUCUCGGAAUAA
Messenger RNA from Aspergillus steynii IBT 23096, 1179 nucleotides. Its product is annotated as tellurite-resistance/dicarboxylate transporter family protein. The transcript has a single exon. The coding region runs from base 1 to 1179 and encodes 392 amino acids. Gene Ontology annotation, molecular function: malate transmembrane transporter activity. Lineage: Eukaryota; Fungi; Ascomycota; Eurotiomycetes; Eurotiales; Aspergillaceae. Gene Ontology annotation, biological process: malate transmembrane transport. Gene Ontology annotation, cellular component: membrane. The record is from RefSeq and is a predicted model, not a curated record.